Phlebotomus argentipes is the source of this 597-nucleotide messenger RNA. RefSeq names its product putative acyl-CoA-binding protein (gene Acbp1). The transcript has 5 exons. The record is from RefSeq and is a predicted model, not a curated record. The coding region runs from base 195 to 464 and encodes 89 amino acids. NCBI's taxonomy places the organism in Eukaryota, Metazoa, Arthropoda, Insecta, Diptera, Psychodidae. Gene Ontology annotation, biological process: fatty acid metabolic process. Gene Ontology annotation, molecular function: fatty-acyl-CoA binding.
UUGCAGAGUGUAGAAGUGCCGCAUUUCAUUGGGUGUUACACACUUGAUUUUACACCAAUUUACGAAGGAGUUCAACAAUAAAUUUCCAUCAGUCGACGCAUAAAAGUGCCUUGAAGGUAUUGCAGUUGAAGUUCAGUCAGGAAUUGAAGUAUAUUUGCGACAAAUCGGCACAAAAAAGACAUUAGAGAAGAAAGAUGGGUCUUAAAGAGGAUUUUGAUAAAGCCGCUGAGGAUGUGAAGAAGCUGAAGGCCUCGCCCUCAAAUGAGGAUCUCUUAGAACUUUACGCUCUAUUCAAGCAAGCAACGGUCGGAGAUUGCAAUACCAGCAAGCCGGGGAUGCUGGAUUUUAAGGGGAAGGCGAAAUGGGAUGCCUGGAAUGGCAAAAAAGGACUCGGUACGGAUGACGCUAUGAAGCAAUAUGUGGAGAAGGUGACCAGCCUGAUCGGGGAGAUUGGCCUCGCCUGAACACCUAGACAGGAAUUAAAGCACUUUCUUCAGCCAUGGGCAUUUAUUUGGGAGCACUUUUUUAUACCAUUAAUCUUUUUGUUAUGCAAUGAAUUUUUGUCAUGAAAAAAGCUCUCUCAUGAAUUGUACAAAA